This is a messenger RNA of Durio zibethinus, 2139 nucleotides long. Lineage: Eukaryota; Viridiplantae; Streptophyta; Magnoliopsida; Malvales; Malvaceae. The record is from RefSeq and is a predicted model, not a curated record.
AUGGACGUCAAACCUUUCCUUCAUGAACACUACUUGCUCUUUGAUGAAUACAUGGAUCAAGAGGCAUGUUGUGAUCAUUGCAAUCAGCAAAUUGCUGGUUGGGCCUUUACUUGUGAAACCUGCAAGUUUUGGCUACACGAAUCAUGUGCUAAACAACAAUUGCCUUCUACGAUUUCACAUCCUCUCCAUUCUCAGCACCUUCUCACUCCGCUCUUUAUUGAUUGUUUUAAUCAUGACUAUUUAAAUAUUUGUGAUAAAUGUUUCAGUCUUACUCGAGGCUGCAUGUACGGAUGCAAGGAUUGUAAUUUCAACCUUGAUCUCAUAUGUGCUUCUUCAACUACUAAUGAUGAGACCCCACAUGAAGAGUGGGAAAGAUCUUAUCAUAGACAUAAAACCAUUCAGCAUUUCGGCCACAGAGAUGAAUUGAACCUCUUCAACUAUAGGAAAGUAGGAAAGGAUGAGUAUAGUUGUAAAUGGUGUGAGAAACUUCUGUCAGGAAUGUCCUAUGGUUGUCUCAGUAGUUAUUGUACUCCUGAAGAGGUCUUCUUUCAUGAAUCCUGUAUCUCAUUUGCAAUGCUUGUGGAGAUAAUUUCAAAUAUAGAGAGAACAAAGGAUAUAGUUGUACAAAGUGCAAAUUCCACCUUCAUGAAGUGUAUGGAGAUGAUUAGACUAAAUGAGAGUGAGAGUGCUUUUUAUCGUUGCGUGGAAUGUGAUUUCAAUCUCCAUCUCCGUUGUGCAUCAUUAUCAUUUACGACUAAACAUGAGUAUCAUAGACAUGAACUUACGCUUGUUCAUUCAUUUAUAGAAGAUGGAUCGAAUGAAUAUUAUUGUGAUAUUUGUGAGAAAGAAAGAAAACCAAAACACCAUGUCUAUUGUUGUCAAAAAUGCAAAUUUGUUGCUCAUAUCGGAUGUGCACUCCAUAAGUCUAUAGAUACCAAAUUUGAGCAUGGGUCAACAUCUAGCUUUGUGGAUAGCGAAGCUUCUAUGGGGAAAGUGACAGAGCAAGAGGGAACAGAGAUUGACUAUUUUGAUCAUCAACAUCCCCUAAGCUUUUAUGAGGUUAUUAGAAAAAAUGAAAGUCUUCUCUGCCAUGCUUGUCGACUGGAAAUCUCUGAUCAAGCCUAUGUUUGUAAAUAUGGAUGCCCAUACUACGUACACAAAGCAUGCACCAAAUUGUCCUUUGUGCUGCUACACCCUCUUCAUCCCCAACAUUCUCUCAAACUCAUUCCCUAUUGCUUUCAGUUUACAUGUGAUGAAUGCAGAGAGUGCAUUGAUGGGUUUGGUUACAUGUGCUAUGCCUGUGAUUUCAAACUUGAUGUGAAAUGUGCUACUUUAUCAGUGUCUAAAAAUGAGAGCCAAAGGCCAAAAGAGAUAGAGAGACGAUCCAAGUUGUGCCCUUUCAACCAACACCAUAGGCUAAACUUCUCUAAUUUUGGGUCCGGUCUAUGGUACUAUCACGACUGCCAUUUUUGUGGACAAGGAAUCCUGGGACCAUCCUAUGGAUGCUUUAAUUGUGGAUAUGACCUUCAUGAAUCCUGCCUUGGAUUUCCUCUGGAGAUGCAACUCCAUUUUCAUCCGGUACACAACCUUCGCCUAAUUUGCUUCCUAGAAAAAAGUUGUCUUGUCUGCAAAUAUGCAUUCUAUAAGAAGAUCAGGUAUAGUUGUUUGCAAUGUGAUCUCCACCUUCAUCCUUAUUGUGCUAAAUCCCUGAAGCGGAUGGUAAAAUCUAAGUCUCACGUGCAUAAUCUUUAUUAUUUUGGACCAACUGCUAGGAGUAACUUCUAUGAUGAGGGAAAAACAUGUGAUGAAUGUAAAGAAAGGUUUUCUUAUGCUCCUUUCUAUUUUUGUAUGGAGUGUGGUAUCAAGUUGCAUAUCAAAUGUGCUGUACCACAUUCAGUUAAAUCCAAGUAUCACAUCCACCCCUUCACUCUUAAGGAUCAAUCAAUGGAAGAAGAUUUGGGAGAAUAUUACUGCGACAUUUGUGAAGAAGAAAGGGAUCCACAACAUCAUUCAUAUUACUGUGCAGAGUGUGAAGGGCUAUUUCUUGCUCAUAUAGAUUGCGUGCUUAAUUCAGUUGAAGAAAAUGCAGAAGCAGAAGAGCCAUCCACAAAUCUGGCAUCAGACUUCGAGCAUACCUAA